This is a messenger RNA of Papaver somniferum (opium poppy), 2716 nucleotides long. RefSeq names its product neutral/alkaline invertase 3, chloroplastic-like. Bases 383 to 2308 code for a protein of 641 amino acids. The transcript is spliced from 7 exons. NCBI's taxonomy places the organism in Eukaryota, Viridiplantae, Streptophyta, Magnoliopsida, Ranunculales, Papaveraceae. Gene Ontology annotation, cellular component: chloroplast. The record is from RefSeq and is a predicted model, not a curated record. Gene Ontology annotation, molecular function: sucrose alpha-glucosidase activity; endo-alpha-N-acetylgalactosaminidase activity. Gene Ontology annotation, biological process: sucrose catabolic process.
GGUUCAACAUGAAUUUUCAUGGAUCUUAAAAGACAGCAAAAACUUACCCCUAGAAUUAAAUUAUCCAUUUUCUUGGAAAUGUUAUAUAAAAAAACAGGGAAAGAAAAUAUUGAACCCCAAACAUUUAUGGAAAAAUAAAUAAAAAUCAAAUGCUCAGUUGAGUAUCAAGAAAAAGAAAAGCAGUCCUGUGAUAUUCUCGAUAGGGAUUGAAUAGAAAUCCUCCAGACAAAAUCCCUAGUUCUUCUCCGAUAGAUUCUAAUCCAAAUCUCUGGUCACAAAUCAUUCAUCAUCGCUUCAAAGGUACUGCAACUGGAUAAACUAAAAGCUUCAGGUUCUGGAUUACUUCAAGUAACUGCAAAGGAUCUCAAGUGGUGAUUGCAUUAUGUCAAUGGGCUCUUCAGAGGCGAUUUUUCUGAGGGGGUUUGCUUCUCAUGUAUUCUGUUAUGAUCCAUGUUUUAGUAAAUCAAUUUUUCCUACAAAAUCCCGCGUGAAGUGUCGAAAGAGUAGAGUGUAUGCACAAUCUCUUAACUGUUCAAGAACACAUUGGAAUUCUAGAGGAGGGAAUGGUAUUCAUCAGAUUGGCUAUGGAAAUGAUGCAAUUAAACCAUACAGGUACCUCAGUUGUCGAUGCCAACAGGUUGGAAAAAAUAAUGGGUUAACUGCUGAGGAUGUAAAUGGAGCCUGGCUCGGAGAUAGAACGGUUAAACAAAACCCAAGCAGCGAAGUUAAUGCUUUGAAUGUGGGAGGGCUUAUGGAGGAAGCACAACAGGUACUAGAGGAAAAGAAAAAAUUUGCAACUAAUGGUAAGAUAUCUGGAGGCGAUCCGGAUAGUAGCAUGGAUUCUCUUGAGGAUGAAGCAUGGAAUCUAUUGCGGGAUUCUAUACUUACUUACUGUGGUAGCCCCAUUGGAACAAUUGCUGCAAAGGACCCCACAGGUAAAACUACAGCGAACUAUGAUCAGGUCUUUAUUCGUGACUUCAUACCGUCUGGUAUUGCAUUUCUAUUGAAGGGCGAGCACGACAUUGUUAGGAACUUCCUCCUUCAUACACUUCAAUUACAGAGUUGGGAAAAAACCAUGGACUGCCAUAGUCCUGGUCAAGGGCUCAUGCCUGCUAGCUUCAAGGUUAAAAGUGUUCCAAUUGAUGGUGAUGAAAACAACAAAGAAGAAGUUUUGGAUCCUGACUUUGGAGAGGCGGCAAUUGGCCGGGUUGCACCAGUUGAUUCAGGAUUGUGGUGGAUUAUUCUCUUACGAGCGUACGGAAAAUGCUCUGGAGAUCUUACUGUUCAGGAGAGAGUAGAUGUACAAACUGGAAUUAAGAUGAUUUUAAAGCUCUGUCUGGCAGAUGGUUUUGACAUGUUUCCAACUUUACUGGUAACUGAUGGUUCUUGCAUGAUAGAUCGCCGUAUGGGAAUCCAUGGCCACCCCCUAGAAAUUCAGGCAUUGUUCUAUUCAGCUCUACUUUCUGCGCGUGAUAUGCUUACCGCCGAGGAUGGGUCACAUGACCUACUUCAGGCACUCAACAACCGUCUAGUUGCUUUGUCGUUCCAUAUCAGGGAAUAUUAUUGGAUUGACAUGAAGAAACUGAAUGAGAUCUACCGUUAUAAAACAGAAGAGUACUCCUAUGAUGCAGUCAACAAGUUUAACAUCUAUCCUGAUCAGAUUUCUCCUUGGCUGGUUGAAUGGAUGCCCAAUAGAGGUGGUUAUUUAAUUGGAAACUUACAGCCAGCUCACAUGGAUUUCCGCUUCUUCUCGCUCGGGAACUUGUGGUCUAUAACUAGUAGUUUGGCAACAAAAGAACAAUCCCAUGCUAUUCUUGAUCUCAUUGAAGCCAAAUGGUCAGAUUUGGUUGCGGAUAUGCCUCUGAAGAUAUGUUAUCCUGCUCUUGAGGGGCAGGAAUGGAAAAUAAUUACUGGCAGUGAUCCCAAAAACACGCCUUGGUCGUACCAUAAUGGAGGUUCAUGGCCAACUCUACUCUGGCAGCUUACGGUGGCAUGUAUAAAGAUGGGCAGACCAGAAAUUGCUGAGAAGGCUGUGGAGAUUGCCGGGAAGCGGAUUGCAAGAGACAGGUGGCCAGAAUAUUAUGAUACAAAACGAGCCAGAUUCGUUGGGAAACAAGCUUGUUUGUACCAGACAUGGUCAAUUGCAGGAUAUCUUGUGGCCAAGCUUCUUCUCAAAAACCCUAACACAGCAAAGAUUCUAAUAAACGAUGAGGAUCAUGACCUUGUUAAUGCCUUCAACUGCAUGAUUGACAACAACCCGAGGAAGAAACGUGGUCGCAAACCCUCAAAAAAGACCUUCGUAGUAUGAUCUCAGUAUCUGGGAGGUGGAAUAGUAGAAAGGGUGUGUAUACAUGUGGUUGACCCGUGAUUGGUGAGAUGCUCUCUCGGUAUGCUUACAUUGGAUUAACGAAAUUAGUAAUUUUUUGCUGUAAAAAUCUUCCCCCAGUUUUAGAUGGGUUGAUUAGAAAGAAAAUAUACUUGCAGGUGUUGCUGCAUAACACUCUUGUGUGUGUAGCUUCUGUCCUGUAUAUACUACUAGUACGUGCUUUCGUAACAUCGUUUACACGAUUCUUCUCAGGAUCAAUGGAUAUUAAAAACAUAGUAGUGUCUUACAGUGAUUAUGUUUCUCGCAUAAAAUCUGUCGUGUUUCAUUAAUCAUGGAUUUAUUAUUCAGACUUGAAAUUAAAAGAAGCUAAUGAAAAGUAAAGGUUCCCUC